CGGACUUUUAAUUUGAAAUGUUUGCGGAAGUAGUUGAGACAGUCGAUGUUGUGCGUGUCGGUAAAAUUGUCAUUUGAUCUGCGAUAGUGUUUAUAAAAUCUGUCGGUGUGAGUCAGAUCAUGGCAGACCCGGCCCGUGUUAAACCUGAAUCAGGUUCAUUUAGUGAGACGAGUAAACCUGCUGACCAGAUCAAGGGUUCAAGUGAUGGUCCAGUCAGCAUCAGUACCACAUCUGAAUCCACUGCCACCCGAACCAAUACAAAAGAAGAUAAAAAAAGAUCGGCUGAACAUACUACUGCUGCUGCUGGUGGUGAAGAAGAAGAGGAGGGAUCUUCAUCUCUUCAUACGCCAGCAUCUAAAAAACUAAAAGUGGAGCAUGAAAAGAAAAAAGAGAAACGACAAAAAGUUGAUGAAGAUGAAAUCCAAAAGAUGCAAGUUUUAGUAUCAUCGUUCUCUGAAGAACAGCUAAACCGCUAUGAGAUGUACAGACGCGCAGCUUUCCCAAAAGCAGCCAUUAAACGGCUCAUUCAGUCCAUCACAGGAUCAUCCGUCUCUCAGAAUGUGGUUAUUGCUAUGUCUGGCAUCGCAAAGGUGUUUGCUGGAGAGAUUGUUGAGGAAGCUCUUGACGUGUGUGAGAAGUGGGGAGACACACCACCUCUACAACCCAAACACAUGAGGGAAGCUGUGAGAAGAUUGAAGAGCCGAGAGCAGAUUCCCAACACCAAACACAAACACAUUCUCUUCCACUGAACCUUGAGGAAUCAGACGUGUGACACAUUUGCCCACUGCAUGUCUUGGUUAUGUUUUGGGAUGUAUUUUGAGGUUCACUGUACCUGGUUAACCUCGAAUUUUGUCUACAGAUUCUUGUACAAAUUGAGUGUUGAUGGUAAAGAUUAGUAAAUGUUGUACAGUGCCUCAUUGUGACUGAGAAAUAUCAGUGUAGGAUGAAACUUUUUUUUUUUUUUUUCAUUUUUUUAGCGUUUUCAUUUUAUGUUCACUUGAAAACAUAAGGGUUUUGUUUUUUGUAUGGAAAUGUAUACAUAAUUAAAUCUUUUAAUUAAUA
Paramisgurnus dabryanus is the source of this 1062-nucleotide messenger RNA. It is a transcript of the gene taf11, whose product is annotated as TAF11 RNA polymerase II, TATA box binding protein (TBP)-associated factor. Lineage: Eukaryota; Metazoa; Chordata; Actinopteri; Cypriniformes; Cobitidae. Gene Ontology annotation, biological process: RNA polymerase II preinitiation complex assembly; transcription initiation at RNA polymerase II promoter. Gene Ontology annotation, cellular component: nucleus; transcription factor TFIID complex. The record is from RefSeq and is a predicted model, not a curated record. Gene Ontology annotation, molecular function: RNA polymerase II general transcription initiation factor activity; protein heterodimerization activity.